Messenger RNA from Nycticebus coucang (slow loris), 1158 nucleotides. RefSeq names its product meiotic double-stranded break formation protein 4 (gene MEI4). Gene Ontology annotation, biological process: spermatogenesis; DNA recombination; oogenesis. The transcript has 4 exons. Bases 1 to 1158 code for a protein of 385 amino acids. NCBI's taxonomy places the organism in Eukaryota, Metazoa, Chordata, Mammalia, Primates, Lorisidae. Gene Ontology annotation, cellular component: lateral element. The record is from RefSeq and is a predicted model, not a curated record.
AUGGAUAUUCAAAAAUGGUAUUUGAAAACUACAAAGCUGGCUCUGGCCUUGGCAAUUAUCCGUUCAAAACCAGCAGACAGAAGCAUCAGAGAAUACACAGAGCACCUUGCAAUGUUAGUUUCUGAGCAGGAGUCAAAGUGGAGAUCAAAAGUUGAAGCCUUGGAAGCUGAAGUUCUGCAAUUACGUCAAAAACUUCUUCUGAGCAGAAUUUGUGCAGGAUCAUGUAAGAGAGGAAACCUGCCUUCACAGUUGCUGGCUCAGGAACCUAGAAGUUCUGAAAAUACAUUCACUUCAAUGGAAGAUUCUGGGUGUGAUUUGUCAAAUGAGCAGAGAACUGAAUCUUUAGAGCUGUCCCAGCCUUUUCUGGAGAGCUGUACUCCCACGCCCUUUCCACCCUUGCCUCUUGUGAAAAGACCCUGUGCUACCCUGGAAAAUCCUCUGUCUUCUCACAUGCAGUUUUUACAACAUCUGCUUGAGCUGAAGAACUUGACAGACUCAGGCAGUCUGAGAACAGACUUAACCUAUUUUGAAAAAGACUCUUCCACUGUCUCUGAUUCUGUUUUCCAGUUGCUGGAUGGCCUGAUACAUUUUUACCACAAUCCCAAACUUCCUUUUUCAAGCUUUUGGACAGAAGCUGUUGAUAUUGUAGCUAGACUGAUCAGUGAUUAUAACCUAUCGAAUUAUAUUCUUAAAAAAUGUUCCAAGAAGUUGGAAGAAUUUGAGAAAACUCUACUACAGGUUAUGUUAGGGAACAACAAUAUAAAUCGGUUUCAGGUGCAGCAUUACGUCUCUCAUAGUCUGGUAAUCCUGGGAAGUUGCAAGUCGUUGAGAAAAUCCAUUGUAUCUCUGCUUCUAUCAGAAGUAAAUAGCUUUGCUGAUGAUCUGGGAGCUGUCAAUCAAGAACCAGCCAGCUACGAUGUGACACGCUAUGAAAAUACUUUCUACCUGUUCAGGGUCCUGGAGCAGCUUCUUCAAAAGGAAACCACGGAAGGCGACAUUGUAGGUCUAAGAAAUGAUGACCAAGAAAUCAAGACGUUUCUUCAGAAGCACGAUGAAAGGGUCUGCCAACUUUCCGAUGCGUUUCCUCUGUUUACUUUUUAUUUAUGGAGACUAGGCAUUCUGUUGAACUCAGAAGGGGCAGAAACUGUUCAAAACUAA